Opisthorchis viverrini is the source of this 4230-nucleotide messenger RNA. RefSeq lists its product as hypothetical. Gene Ontology annotation, biological process: cell migration; cortical actin cytoskeleton organization; regulation of cell shape. Gene Ontology annotation, molecular function: actin filament binding; small GTPase binding. The record is from RefSeq and is a predicted model, not a curated record. The coding region runs from base 1 to 3396 and encodes 1131 amino acids. Gene Ontology annotation, cellular component: cytosol. The transcript is spliced from 21 exons. Lineage: Eukaryota; Metazoa; Platyhelminthes; Trematoda; Opisthorchiida; Opisthorchiidae.
AUGCGAAUCCUCGCGCUGGUGAUCAUACUGCCCCACGCUGAGAACAUAAAGAGCAGUGUUAUACCCCUUUUUCACUUGUACCUUUCAGAGUGGCACCAUGCUAUCACCCCAACAAACUAUGUGACGUCCAAGGGUGCUAACGAAUCACAGUCUUUUCCGUUCUAUCUGGUACAUACAGUUUGGUUGGCUUCCUUAAAUUCCCGACACACAUCUUCAGUGCACUCUUCGCUCGACGUCCCAAACUAUGAGGUGAGCAUGGACCUUCGUACUCCGAAGUUCGGCCUCCCGGAUUGCCGAGAACGAUUUGCCAGAGUAAUGGAAAACGAGGAAAACGAAAUUUUUCAAAAAAAUUGGGCGAGUUUUAUUCAGUCUCUGGAUGUCGGGCCUGAAAAGGCGAAAGGUAUCGAACAGCUGCCUGCUGAUCAGAAGAGACAUCUGCUAGAAAGCUAUGUCACCAAGAAUCCCAAGUGUUCGGCAUUUCAUUACGUUUCGCUCAUCAAAGGACUACGUGUUGGUCGAUCGACGCUUUCUAAAAAUUCUCGGCGCAGCGAAGGACAACAUGCCAAAGAAGUUCUGAUGGCCACGGAGAUUUCUCUUCGAACAAACAAUGUUGGUUGGGUUUACGAAUUCCUCGAUCAGAACGGUUUGGAUGUUCUGGUAACGUAUGUAUCUAAAGUGAUACAUAUGCUGAUAAGAAGCAACAUUGGUUCGGACUCCUCUGAUAUGGAACCUCCCAUGAUCCCACUCGAAUCCUUCGACUCUACUGAGACAAUCAGUCGUUCUCUACCUUCAAGCCGACCCAAAGCGAAUAGUCUACGUUCUCUUUGGUGUAUUCGACGACCAGCCGACGGAGAUGAAUUCGGUCGACGGCGGUCACUGAAUCGACCAAGUCGGUUCACCCUUCAAUUAUCCGAUUCCAUUCGGGAUAGUCUCCAUCAAGCGGUCAAAUGCUUUCGGGCUUUGCUGAAUAACCAACGUGGCUGUUCAAUGGUGUUUGAUCAUCCCCGUGCCAUCAAUGUGAUCACGCUUUGCCUGCUUCAUCCCAGUACCCAAACUAAAUCACUUGUUCUCGAACUGUUGGCUGCUGUCUGUCUCAUUAUCGGUGGCCAUGAACGUGUGAUCAAGGCCUUCGAUAAUUUCAAACGGGAAGUUGGCGAGUUCCAACGUUUCGAAAGCUUAGUUCACUACUUUUUCACGCACGAAACAUCCAGCCCUGCUGAUGAGUACAAUGUGGAUUUCAUGGUAUCGUGUAUCCAGUUCUUCAACAUUGUUGUUCAUUCAACUGAUGACAUCAUGCUGCGAGUUUAUCUCCAGGAAGAGUUCAGACAUUUGGGAUUGGUCCUCUUUUUACAGCGCCUCCAUAAUCGUGCAAGCGAUCGCCUUGUACGACAGAUUGAAGCCUACAAUGACAACGAGGUGGAUGUGGCCAUGCUUUUGGAGGACUCUCAAGCUCGAGAACUUUAUCAGCAAGAGUUAGAACAGCGAGAGACUGAAAUGUUCGCCUUGCAAACCCGUUUGGGCAGCAUCCAGACUGAACACGAGGCAAAAACAGCCGAACUCCAAGCCACUUUGGACGCUCUACAAUCACGUUGCGCAGAAUUAGAAGGUCAACAUGAAGCUCAAAUUGGUCAGUUGAAUACACUCCAGUCACGUCUGAAAGACCAAGACAGGUCAGCCACAGAUCGAGAAAAGAUCCUAGAAGCUCGCAUUCAAGAGUUGGAGGAAACGAUUUCCCGCACCAAAUCCACCGCGGAUAGGCCGACAUCCGCAAAGUUGGUAAACGGAGAUGCACCUGAAAUUGCUUCGCCUCCACCCCCUCCACCUCCGCCCCCACCGCCUCCACCACCAUUGCUUUCUUCUGGCAUACCUCCUCCUCCACCCCCUGUGAUGGGUGGCAUGCCCCCGCCUCCGCCUGGGCUUGGCCAAGUGCCUAGUGGAGUUGAGGCUGUUCCCAUCCGACCCCCCAUACAAACCCGGUUCAAACUACCUUUGGUCAACUGGACCGUGUUACGAAGUCAACAACUUCGAGGUACCGUUUUUGUUGGGAUGAACGAUGAAGAAGUUUUGAAUCAUAUUGAUACCAAACGUCUUGAAGAUUUGUUCAAGUUGUCCACUCAGACCGUUGGCACCGAUUCGAUUGAUGGGCUAGAAAACGGACAAAGCAAGCCUGCAAAACGACUGGAGAAGAAGUCUCUGGUAGAUACCAAUCGACAUCGUUGUAUUGGCGUGCUCCUUCGAUUUUUGGAAUCCGAAAAGUACACACGCGAGCGAUUGUGGUCAGACAUAACACGAUUGGAACUUAGCCAGGAUGUGGCUGAUCGAAUCUAUCACCAGUUGCCUACCCAGGACGAAAUGAAAACCUAUCUGAAAUACGAAUUCACCGAUCAACUCAAUGUGGACGACCUGACAGAUGAGGACCGAUUGUUGCUCCAUUUAUGCAAGAUUGAACGAUUAGGCACCCGUUUGGAGAUAAUUUUGUUUAUGAACUCGUUUGAGGACUCCGUGGCGACUCUGACCCCGAAAAUCGCUGCAGUCAGUUCGGUCUCGUUGGCGUUGAAACAGAGUGAACGAUUUCGUGCAAUCUUGGAACUCGUUCUGGCUUUCGGCAAUUACAUCAACAGUUCGCGACGUGGUAUUGCCUACGGUUUCCGGUUGCAGAGUCUUGACGUGUUGGUUGAUACAAAAAGCGUGGAUAAGUCGUGGACACUGUUGCACUACAUUGUGGAUACCAUCCAAACCAGGUUUCCCGCCCUCAUCACGUUCUACGAGAGUUUUGGAGAUAUUGCUACCGCUGCGAAAGUCCCAAUGGAAGCACUCACUUCAGACGUCAACGCCCUUGUAUCUGGCCUUGCUCAAGCGGAUAGAGAGACGAUUGUCGCUGGUCCGAUGAACACACCUGAUCGAUUGAUCCAAUUCAUCGAGAAGAACAAACCUCGUGUAGAGGCUAUCCACCAGCGGGCUGAACGAGCCAAAACUCUGUUCGCCCAAACCGUGGAAUGGUUUGGAGAGGCGCAGAACAAACCCAGCCCCGAGCAGUUUUUCGGCUUGAUACUACGGUUUGUAGAAAACUUCAAGAAAGCGGUUGCAGAAAACGAAAAGCGUCACAGGAUGGAUGCCUUGCAAAUGCUUCAAGCAGUCACUGCUGGACACAAUGGACCCACUCUGCAAACGGCACAUGCCCUCGGUGUUCCACCAAAGAAGUCAAAAGAUUACAAUAUUCCAGACCUCCAGCGGCAACUGGCCAGCGAGGCACGUAAUGUCAAACGCCGUUUGAAAAAUCGUACACGCCAAAUAACCGGUGAUGGCAUGAUGGAUGAAAUUUUAGCAGGCCUCAUUUCAGAACCACUGCAGGUCGAGGUACAUCCUCGACGCGCCAAAGCGUCGGACGAAUUUUAGGGUUUUUUUGGACGUUCUGGAUCCGAAUCACCAUUCGGUUUGCUAGUUGCCUUUCCUAUCCCUUUUCAACCCCCGUGUUUCGGAUGCCUAUUUCAAUGAUCAUCCCUUGCUGAUUCUCUCGAGCUACGCUUACCUGGCCACUUCAAGUGACAUCUGUUCGUUCCCGGAAGGUACAUUGGCCACAAGCAUGAUGAUCAUUCAAGUUCUGUACAAUGCCUCCUUCUCCCAUAUGCUAUGAUUUACUCAAUGAUCUUAUCCCUCUAGCCUAAUGUUCGGUUCUGUUAGCAUGGUUUCAAUAGGCGCUUUCCAUUCCUUUUUCUAGUCAUCAGUUCACGGAAUUCCUUAGACAGCUUACUGAUUCAUCAUCGUACUUACGUUUUCAUCCGGAUACCUCUGCUAUACGCUAUUCAAACCGCUUCUCCCCAUUUGUCAUCAAAACAUUGCUGGUGUACCCUUAUCCCCGUUGCCUGUCUUAUACUCUGUUCAUUGCUGAACUUGGAUCUCGGAGACCCCUCAGCCUUUGUUACCACUGUAGCACCUUAUAACUCAUCAUCACUCAACAACUCGGACGCCAGAGUACCGGUGCGACCAGCUCACUAUGGUUCGAGCAGUUAACUACUACCAGUGAUCAUGUCUCACCAUCCUCUCCUCAUCAAUGUUCAUCCUAUCGAUCGUUUGUAUUUUUUUUUGUUUCGGUGAGCGCCUAACAUGAAACUGCUAUAGAUGUACUGCUGUUGUUCCCUGUAUCUCGCUCCAUUUGCUUUUUUCUUACUUUUCACUAUGAUUUUUGUACCUCACUCUAUUCGGUUCGGCAAAUACGACAGUAUCUCUGUG